AAAACUCAAAAAAAAACAUUUCCUUGGAACCUUUAUCUCGACCAGAAAGGCCAAAAAGACUUUCUCCUAAAAAACGUCGUCACCUUGAAAAACUUGUUUCAGCAAACAAAUUUUCUACAUAUGCUAAACUGGCAAAUAUUUUAAACGAGAAGUAUACCAACCUCGAUAUAAGCAAAAGAACUAUACUCAAUGAACUUCACAGUCUUAAUUAUAUUAGUACAGUUUCAAAAUCCAUACCUCUGCUCACUGCUCUUCAUAAACAACGUCGUAUUGAAUUCGCCAUGAA
Funneliformis caledonium is the source of this 286-nucleotide messenger RNA. The record is from the annotation of a GenBank genome assembly. Lineage: Eukaryota; Fungi; Glomeromycota; Glomeromycetes; Glomerales; Glomeraceae.